Messenger RNA from Monoraphidium neglectum, 702 nucleotides. RefSeq lists its product as hypothetical. The record is from RefSeq and is a predicted model, not a curated record. Gene Ontology annotation, biological process: methionyl-tRNA aminoacylation. The transcript is spliced from 3 exons. Gene Ontology annotation, cellular component: mitochondrion; chloroplast stroma. Lineage: Eukaryota; Viridiplantae; Chlorophyta; Chlorophyceae; Sphaeropleales; Selenastraceae. Gene Ontology annotation, molecular function: ATP binding; methionine-tRNA ligase activity. The coding region runs from base 1 to 702 and encodes 233 amino acids.
AUGCUCAACAGGACCUUGGGUCUCCUCCACAAGUACUGCGCCGGCACCCUCCCCGCCUCCGCCUCCGACGUCGCCCCCUCCGCCGCCGGGCACCCCCUCCGCGCCGCGGCCGAGGAGGGCGCCGCGCGCGCGGCCGAGGCGUACGCGGCCAUGGCGCCGCACCUGGCGCUGGAGGCGGUGGUGGGGGUGGCGACGCGGGGAAACCUGUUUAUGGAGGAGGUCGCCCCCUGGACGGCCCUCAAGAAGGGCACCGAGGAGGAGCAGGCGGCCGCGGCGCGCGCCCUGGUGGCGGUGCUGGAGGCGUCGCGCAUCGUGGCGCUGCUGCUCGCGCCCGUCGUGCCGCGCGUCGCCGCGCGCAUGCUCACGCAGCUCGGCCUCGGCGGCAGCGGCGGCGGCGGCGACGGCGCGGACCCGCUGGCGGUGCUGGCGGGCGCGUCGUGGGCGGGGACGGCGUGGGGCGGGUUGCCAGCCGGGCACGUGACACCAGCGCCGGUGCCGGUUUUUGCGCGGCUGGAUGACUCGGUGCCUUAUGUCACGCAGCCGGCGCCGGGCGGCGCGGCGGCGGGUGGUGGCGGGGGCAAGGGCGGCGGCGGCCAGGGGAAGCAGAAGCAGCAGCAGAAGCAGCCGAAGCAGCCGAAGCAGCCGAGGCAGCCAAGGCAGCAGAAGGAGCAAGUUGAGGAGAAGGAGCAAGUGGAGGCUUGA